AUGGCCGAUCCUCUAACUAUGUUUAUCGUUAUCCGGAAGGAUUUAAUCAAGACCCUUGGAUGGUCAACUGGCAGUGUAAUUGCUCAAGCAUGCCAUGCAUCCACGGCCGUCUUGCACAAUACCCAGGAUUUGAAAGAUACGCGCGAAUAUCUAGCCGACUUGCACAAUAUGCACAAAGUCGUCCUUGAGGUCAAGAAUCUGCCACAACUAGAAUCCUUAGCAGCAAGUCUUUCAAGUCUGGAUGUACCACAUGUCACUUGGAGAGAGCAGCCGGAGGAUAUUGUGACAUGCCUUUCCACUUCACCUAUCCGCAGGAGCCCAGAGGUUAAGGAAGCCUUCAAAAAGUGUUCUCUAUUCCGAUAA
Molecule: messenger RNA, 363 nt
Organism: Gamsiella multidivaricata
Lineage: Eukaryota; Fungi; Mortierellomycota; Mortierellomycetes; Mortierellales; Mortierellaceae
Product: putative peptidyl-tRNA hydrolase PTRHD1-like protein
Exons: 4
Coding region: 1-363 (120 amino acids)
Molecular function (GO): peptidyl-tRNA hydrolase activity
Source: RefSeq, a predicted model, not a curated record